This is a messenger RNA of Bipolaris oryzae ATCC 44560, 1704 nucleotides long. RefSeq lists its product as uncharacterized. The coding region runs from base 1 to 1704 and encodes 567 amino acids. Gene Ontology annotation, biological process: fatty acid metabolic process. Gene Ontology annotation, molecular function: medium-chain fatty acid-CoA ligase activity. The transcript is spliced from 2 exons. The record is from RefSeq and is a predicted model, not a curated record. Lineage: Eukaryota; Fungi; Ascomycota; Dothideomycetes; Pleosporales; Pleosporaceae.
AUGGCAUCUACUCUGCCCCGCCUGCCCAUCUUCGAGGCCAUCAAAAAGCACAAUGGCCAGUCUACAGCAGUUGUACACUCACUAUCUGGGCGCUCCUUUACCUACGGAGAGCUCGUCAACGACGUCGCGGCAGCAAAGGACAAGCUGCAGCGGAAUUGCAACGGCGCAAGUGCAGAGGGCCAGCGCAUCUCCUUCCUCGUAGAAAACGGCUACGACUAUGUAGUGACGCUCCUCUCCAUUCUCGCCGCACACGCCAUUGCCGUACCGCUGUCGCCCGCUUUCCCCGCCCACGAGUUGCGCUACAUCAUCGACCAGAGCGAGUCCUUGAUGCUGCUUUCUUCUGAGAAGUUUCAGAGCCAGGCUGACGAGGUGCUCAAGGAAGGCAUAGCCACCAAACCCAUCAACUACAAGCAGGACAAGAUUAUGAUGGGCAAGACGGAUGACUAUGUCACUCUUGAGGAGCCCCGCAGCAAUCAGGGAGGCAUGAUGCUCUACACCUCCGGCACCACGAACCGACCCAAGGGCGUGCUGCUUCCUCAGGAUGUGCUAACAGCUCAGUCGCAGUCCCUUUUAGAGGCAUGGAAUUACAGCAGCGAUGAUGUGUUGCUCCACGUCCUUCCCCUCCACCACAUUCACGGCACCGUCAACGCAUUGCUUACGCCUCUCUUUGCCGGCAGCACCAUUGAGUUCCAGUUUCCCUUCAACGCCUCAGCUGCUUGGGAGCGCCUUGCAGCUCCGUUCCUGCCAAACCCCGACCCGGUCAAGAAGCCGAUUACUUUCCUCACUGUCGUUCCAACCAUAUAUACGCGCCUGCUCGCCUCUCAUGCUAGCCUUUCGCCUGAGCUCCAGGCUGCGACCAAGACCGCUCUUCACCCCUCGAAUAUGCGCCUCAACAUAUCGGGUUCCGCUGCCCUCCCCACACCUGUCAAGUCGGCAUGGACAGAGCUUAGCGGAGGCAACGUGCUGCUGGAGCGAUAUGGUAUGACCGAGGUUGGCAUGGCCCUCUCUUGCGGUCUCGACUUUGCGGACCGUGUGGAUGGUUCGGUCGGCUGGCCGCUUCCUUCGGUGCAAGCGCGUCUCGUCGAUACUGAAACUGGACAGGUUAUAGAAGUGGGUGACGAGAUUGAUCCUACGACGGGCCGUGAGCGACAAGGCGAGAUUCAGUUACGUGGACCAACUAUCUUCAGGGAGUAUUGGAAGAACCAAGAGGCCACGUCUAAGGAGUUCACCGAGGAUGCUGAUGGACAAGGCAAAUGGUUCAAGACUGGUGAUGUCGCAGUCCGGAAGGCCGUCGAGGGAGCGGGCAAGAGCAGCCAGCCAUGGGCGAAGGGUCCUCUGUACUUCAUCCACGGUCGCAAGUCAGCUGAUAUUAUCAAGACUGGCGGAGAAAAGGUUUCCGCUCUUGAAAUUGAACGGGAGAUGCUUUCCCUCCCACAGGUUGAUGAAGUCGCUGUCGUCGGUCUACCUUCAGAAGCCUGGGGUCAGAAGGUCGCUGCCGUAGUUGUGCUUUCAGAACAGGGUAAAACUGCUGGCAAGGGAGGCAAGCCCUGGUCAGCGCUUGACAUGAGGAGGGCGUUGAAGGAAAUACUUGUCAACUACAAGAUUCCUCAGGAGAUGAAGGUCGUAGAUACUAUUCCGAGGAACGCCAUGGGCAAGAUCAACAAGAAGCAGCUGGUUAAGCAGAUCUGGGGCGAAGUCGCUUGA